Messenger RNA from Acanthoscelides obtectus, 461 nucleotides. Lineage: Eukaryota; Metazoa; Arthropoda; Insecta; Coleoptera; Chrysomelidae. The record is from the annotation of a GenBank genome assembly.
UGGCAAGUUCACACGACCGUACAUCGCGUUUGGUUCAAGCAGAUGCGAGUAAUGUUACCAAGCAAUAACGGCCCACGCGAGGGGUUUUCACGUGAUAUUGUAUCAAGAUCAAGUCUCUAUCAGUGUUCAUAAGUGCGUACACUUUGGUGGCCAUCAGUAUAGACAAGUACAUGGUGAUCAUGUGGCCGUUGAAGCCGAGGAUAUCCAAGAGUUUUGCUACGUGUGUGAUAGCUCUAGUUUGGCUGAUUGCAGGGGCUACUGUGCUUCCAACGGCCACAUUUACAACGCUAGUUCAGCCCAACGAGACGAAAUACGAGAUUUGUGAUAGGAUGUUUUUCAGCACAUCAGUGAGAGCUGUUAUAGAUCAAUUAUAACAUGAGAACAGUUACAAACUAAGAAAAAUCAGACUAUGGAGUUUUAAAUAGAAAAUGCAAACUAAGUGAGAUGGUGAAGAGUAACGA